UUCCAUCGAUAAGCAAUUUUGGAAAAAAUCCCCCAAAUUGAUUUGUAUUAUCGUAUCACCCGGAAAUAAAAUUGUAUACGUUUUCUUUAGAGCUCGUUGAAGCGUCGCUCGCGAUGGGAACUAAUAAUUCGAAAGGAGAGCCAGCCAAGCUUAGAGAAAACGAAAUUGAUGAAGGCUUCGAGGACGUCGAACGAUACCAUGGAAAUUCCAAAGAUGGUAGAAGACAUGGACUAGGAGUUUAUUACUACGAUAAUGGUGAUAUUUAUGAUGGAGAGUGGAGAAAAGGACGCAAGGAAGGACGAGGAACUUAUGUAUUCGCUAAUGGAAAAAAGAAUGUUGGCUGGUUUUAUAGAGAUGAAUAUGUGGGAAAUGAACCAAAUGAAAAACUGAAAAGAAAAAUGAGAAAAAAGAGGAUGUCGUAUAGUGAUGCUGAACCAUUACCAAACAAUGUUGAGUCUUCUGUACAGAACCCCACAUGUCCCACUACACACAACACAGACAGUGAAGAUGAAGAUAACAAUGUACCCAAAUUAAAGGACGACACAAACCUAGAUAUUCGUCGAGCACAAAGCAUGCGAAGACAACAAUACUUUCGAGCCAAAUAUAAUAUUCCCGAUAAAAAGGACCCUGAAGAAAUGAUACAAGAUUCUAGAGGUCUGCGUGACUCAGUACGGGCAAAAUGGGGCUUAAAACGAAGCAAAUCCUGUCAUGACGGAAGUUCAAAAUCACAAAUGAAAGAUCCUAGGUUACUCACCAAACAGGAAGAAAUGCUUGAAAGAAGAAAUAGUAAACGACAGAGAGAAGCCAUAAAGGCUCGGUAUAAUCUGCACUGAAUUGGCAUUCUGAAUUGUCGUGUGCCGUUUAUGAUGCUAUGCGGUUGUGGAGGAAACAUUUGCCCUAUGGAGCGUUUUCACUCACGUGACAAGUCAGCCAUGGUGUACCAAACAAUAGAAACUUUCUGCACAGCUUUUGCAUAAAAAUAGAGUUCAAUUCCUAGAGAAUGGAAAAUGUAUGUAUAUUGUUUUGGUACACCAACAUGACUGCUGUGACGUCACAUGAAAAGGCUCAAUUUGAUAUUGACAUCACAAACUGCUAUUUUGCAAUGAAUAGGCGAAAAAAUCAGGUUUGUUUACUGGUGCAUGUUUCAUCCCACGGUUCCUUCCCUUGAGUAUUAUCUCUUUCUUUGUCAAAAUUUUUUUUCACAUGUUAAACCACAUGUCAUUCGUAAAGUAUUACACUUUCUUCAUCGGAAUUGUUUUUCCAAUAAACAUAUCAUACCAGAGGUCAUUCCCAAAUUAAAUUAUCUGUUCCAGUUGUAUUCAUAUUCAUGUGUCUUCUCGACCAUUAAACAAAGCCGGAAAUGAUAUUCUAGGGAACAACAGGAGGUGGGUUUGGGAAAAAAGUUAACUCUUCCCUACCCCACUAUCCACGGGGAUAAAUUCCAUUACCAUUGCACACAUAUGCAAACUAAAUGACUUAAUAAUUGUAAAAAAAUAUUGCUACAAUAAUAAAAAAGUUUGACUGAAAAUUGUAAA
Molecule: messenger RNA, 1535 nt
Organism: Actinia tenebrosa (Australian red waratah sea anemone)
Lineage: Eukaryota; Metazoa; Cnidaria; Anthozoa; Actiniaria; Actiniidae
Source: RefSeq, a predicted model, not a curated record